Messenger RNA from Carassius auratus (goldfish), 4022 nucleotides. RefSeq names its product RNA polymerase II elongation factor ELL-like. Bases 78 to 1946 code for a protein of 622 amino acids. Gene Ontology annotation, biological process: snRNA transcription by RNA polymerase II; positive regulation of transcription elongation by RNA polymerase II; transcription elongation by RNA polymerase II. NCBI's taxonomy places the organism in Eukaryota, Metazoa, Chordata, Actinopteri, Cypriniformes, Cyprinidae. The transcript has 12 exons. The record is from RefSeq and is a predicted model, not a curated record. Gene Ontology annotation, molecular function: cis-regulatory region sequence-specific DNA binding. Gene Ontology annotation, cellular component: transcription elongation factor complex.
UCAUAUCCUCUGUUCGGUCGAGCUGCUUGUUGCGUUCACGGCAUAGGCGCGUGAGCGUGGUGGGAAAUGCGAGCAAGAUGGCGGCGUUAAAGGAGGAGCAGUGCUACGGACUGUCCUGUGGAAGAGUGAGCAAUGGCAGCAACAUCUCCGUCUAUCACGUCAAGCUGACUGACAGUGCGCUGCGAGCGUUUGAAGAUUACCAGAGCAACAAGGGACUGAUUGCUAAACCACUAAUAGGAUUCACUGGAAACCAAGGGAAAAUCUCAAUACCGCAGUCAGAGAAUCCAAAUGAGCUGCGAACGUUUACGUUCUACCUGUCCCAUGUGGGAAAGGACAAUCCCCAGGGCAGCUUCGACUGCAUUCAGCAGUAUAUUACAAGUGAAGGGAGCAUACAGCUGGACUGCCUGGGAGGAAUCCAAGACAAAAUCACUGUAUGCGCCACGGAUGACUCCUACCAGAAAGCCAGGCAAAGCAUGGCUCAGGCCGAGGAGGAAACCCGCAGCCGUGGAGCCAUCGUCAUCAAGCCUGGUGGGAGAUAUGUGGGUAAGCGUGUACAAAUCCGGAAGCCGAUAACUGGUGUGUCAGAUGCGUCACGACGGCCCACACGGCCGGUCAUCAUCUCCAGCAGUCAGAAGAAGAGCCCGCCGCGACCACUGAGGGAACGACUGGUGCAUUUACUGGCCCUAAAACCCUACCGCAAACCCGAACUACUGGUGCGGCUCACGAAGGACGGCCUGUCUCCUCAGGACAAGGAGACGCUGGACAGCCUCCUGCAACAGGUGGCUAACCUGAAUAGUAAGGACAACACCUUCACAUUGAAGGAUUGUUUGUUUAAGGAAGUUCAGAAGGACUGGCCUGGUUAUACUGAGGUGGACCAGCAGAUUCUGAAGAGAAUUCUUGUACGAAAACUGUGUAAGGCUCAGAGCAGUGUCCCUGUGCCUGUGGAGAGUCCGGUCAGCCCGCACAAAGAGCCAGCCAGCAGCUCGCCCUCUCAGAAACGACCUGCAGCAGAGUUCAUCGAUCCCCUGGCCAAUAAAAAACCCAGAAUAUCACUUCUAGCCAGUAAGUCUGCAGGGCUCGUCAAUGGCAAACUGAGCUCAUCCAAUGGGAAGGACUCAUCUAGUUCUCAGUCAGCAGAGACGUCGUCAAGCUCCCUCUUCCCUCCGUUGGAGAUCCCCCGACCCUUCGACCCCCUUUCGGACGUCAGCAACGACUCCAAUGGCCGAGACUGUGAAAGUCAGGAGGCAGCGGUGGCAGAGAGACUGAGUCAGCCCCCUUUGUUUGCCCCUCACUCCACAACGCAAGAGGUAGGCCUGGGCACAACAUCCCUGGCCCACAGCAGCCUGGACGGGUCUCUGACCCAGAGCGCUCAACCCUCCCUGCAUGGCAAGUCAAAGAAGAAGUCCAAAAAACACAAGGACAAAGACAAGUCCAAGGAGAAAGACAGGGAUCGAGAACGUGACUUGAAGAAGGAGAGGAGAGUUGAAGACCGUGGUUUGGAUGAGAAGAAACUGUGUGACGUCACAACGAGCGAUAGGAGCCCAGGUCUGAACGGAACGUGCCACAGCUCCAGUAUUCCUGCGUCUUCAUCAGAGAUGGCAGACUAUUUAUUAAAGUACACUGUCAUAAGCUCACAAGAGCAGCGUCAGAGUUACAAAAACGACUUCAACGCAGAGUACAGCGAGUACCGGGGCCUACACGCACGGAUAGAGAGCAUCACCCGACAGUUCACUAUACUCGACUCCGAGCUCAAACAACUCCAGCAAGGCACAGACAAGUAUAAGACAAUCCACAAUCAGAUACUUGGAGAGUAUCGCAAAAUCAAAAAGACUAAUCCAAACUAUAGCCAAGAGAAGAACCGCUGUGAAUACCUACACAACAAACUGGCACAUAUAAAAAAACUGAUAGCAGAAUAUGAUCACCAGCAACUGCAAAACUGGCACUAAUAACAAGAUUGUUUUCUGCUUAAUCUUUCUGUCUCUAUUGAGAGAGAGAGAGAGAGACAAUCUCUGGCAAGUUGUUCUAAUGUAAAAUGCCAUGAAACAAGCACGGUCAAGUGCUCUAGUAAGAAUAAGGCAUACCCAUGAUUUUCAUUAUUUUUAUGGAACUAGGGACAUGGGUGUACUCAGCCAUACUCGCCUAAUGCAUUAUGGGAUUGGUUGCCAGCUCCCUUCUCAAAGGUCUCUGAGUGUGAAAGGAAAAACUGUUCUUUGGAGAUCUUUCUGCACAGGGAUAACCAACACCCAUUCCCAGAAUGAGUUUAAGGUUUAGAAAAAAGUUUAAUGUAUUUUCCUUUUUUUCUGUAUGUACUCAAAUGGAAGGUCCCAAUGCUAAACUAUAUUUUCUUUUCUAUUUAUUUUCGUCUUCCAUAGAGAUCAUUAGUCCGGUUAUGAUUUCACACUCCUCCGAUCGAGUGCUAAAGCUCUCGUCCCGUCCCUUUUGGUCGGUCUUUCUUUAAUCAGUCAGUAUUUAAUGCAAAAGCGGUCUUGGAUUUCAAGAGAUCCCUAUUGCAGUACGACACCCUCCUCCCCCCCCCCCUCCCCAAGUGCUGUAGUGUCUGAAAUGGCACUAUUUGGCUCAUUUUGUGCAAUGCGCUAGACCAGGAAGGAGAUAACCACCGUCUUGUUUAGAGGCUUUGACAGCAUCAGUAUUAAUACGGUAGAGCUCCAUACAGAUGAACUUGCCAUUCCAGAGGUGAGGGAGCACUUCGGCACUGGCACAUUUUUACAAUAUUUCAUGCUUUUAACUUAAAAAUAUUACUUUAUCACAACCUAAAUCAUGAAUCAGGUGUGGUUGUACAAAAACGCGACAAAUCUUGUAAAAUUGUGCCUCAAAUGAGCUGUUAGUCGUCCCUCAGGUAUCUACAGUAAUCCAGUAUUGCUAGUUAUGAGUGUGACGGUAACAUUUGUGGCCAAACUUUUGUGGUAUUCUUCCAGAAAAGUGAUUGUAUCCUUUUAACGAAGCCUUGAGGUAUUUCCAAGGGGCUGGUUGGUGAAGACGAUGCAACAAAAAUGGUAGAAAUGCCACCUUGGCUCACUGUCUGAACCCUUUAGCAAUUCAAUGCUUGCUUGAAUACUGAGUAUUUGUAAGGGUUUGGCCAUAUCUGACAGUAUUUUCGUUAGGAGAUGACUGUUGAAUUCCAUUAAGAAUUCAUCUCCUUGUGGAGGAUCCUUUACAAACCUCCGACGUGCUCCUCGCGUUAACUUGGCGUCUGCCUUCAUUGGACGCUCAACUACGAGUUGCUCAUCUGUCUGGUCCUGUUGAAGCAUCAGUUGUACUUCUGAUAUCUGAACUCUUAUGUUUAAUAUUAAAAUUCAGCACUUUGCUCAACCUCUUGUUACUCUUACCUGGGUUCUGUUGCAAGGAGACACUUGCCUUGUCUGUCUGUGUAUGCAUGCUUUUCUGACUGUUGAAAACACAAAAAAGGGUAAAGGCCAGUGUUUACAGUGGCUUUACACUGCUGUUUAAUGCUCAGAAGCUAAAUAUUUAUCAAAUUGCCCUGUAUUUACCUGGCUAGAAUUGGUUCAGUGUUGCAAUUUUAGGAGCGGAAUUGCAAGUAUUUAAAUAAAGUGAAUUUGAUUCGUGAAUCAACUGAGAAUAAUACAUUUACCAGGUAAACCACAGACCUUUAGCUCAAGGUUUUUUUUUUUUUUUUUUUUUUCCAAGACACAAUUUGCUUUAUGGUCUUUUGCGUCUCCUGAAGAAAGAGUCUGAAAAUGAUGCACAAAUCCAACGGCGAAUAUAAAUAACAUUUGGUUAGAUUUUGAAACUGCUAUGAUACUUUGAAACAUGAGACACGUCUGGAGGAAAUGUGCCAAAUGACCUGUUGCAUAGGUUUGCAUCAAAUGAAAUAUGUUGCUGUUUUAGCAAAGAAGAAUAAAGGGAUCGGGAGGAGCUUUGGGAGGAAGGCUCGAGAUGUCCGUGCUAAAACCCAAAGCGUGCUUUUUGAAGAAUCAAGGGACUGGGACUGAAAUUGAUCUUGGUAUUUCAAUAAAACUCUUGGAAAACUUGUUUUAUUCCAA